Molecule: messenger RNA, 263 nt
Organism: Staurois parvus
Lineage: Eukaryota; Metazoa; Chordata; Amphibia; Anura; Ranidae
Source: the annotation of a GenBank genome assembly
AGAAGAAGAAGAAGAAGAGGAUGAGGAUGAGGAUGAAGAAGAAGAAGAAGAAGAAGUAGGAUGAAAAUAAGAAGAAUUCCAAGCCGGCAAAAAGAUGAGGAUGAGGAUGAAGAAGUAGAAGAAGAAGAAGAAGUAGGAUGAAAAUAAGAAUUCCAAACCGGCAAAAAGUGUAUGUGCAGAGUUCCUCUAUUUCUGACAGUUCUCUGACAGCUUCUUCACAUGUACAGCGGUUGAAACAUCUGUAUCCUAAAUGGAAACUAAUA